AUAUGUAUAUUUUGCACAGUGUAUUUUAACAUAACGUGACAUAUAUAUGUAUAAUUUAUGUUAUACGUUAUUAAAUUGGAUAUUAAUAAUCAACAAUAAUUAUUAUAUAAUAUCUAAGUUAAAUUUUAUAUAAUUAACGAUUACAAAAAAUAUUGGUUAAAGACACAUAAUUCAAAAAAAAAUCUUGCAUAAUAAAGAGUUUAUAAGAAAAUGACAUUUGUGAAGAUAAGAAAUAUAUUUAUAUAUAUAACGAGAUAAGGAAUAAUCAAUAAUUGUAUUUGUAUAUUUUUUGAAAUUGCUAAAAAAACACGAUAUUACAAUCUCAACAAACCUCUUGUAUUUCCUGAAACUAUCAAUUUUCAAUUCAAUAUGCAAAUUAUUGGUCCAAUAACACCGAAGAAAUUUUACACUUUAAAAUUUUGAUAAUAGAUUCGAUAAUUGAUUGUGCAUCUAUUCUCUUUUCUGUUCUUUUCUCUCUUUUUAGUUAAUAUAUCAAAUUGAAGCUCAAUAAAAUUAUGCGAAUAUGCGGAUCUUAUCUCAGUCUGAUAUUCACUCAUUAGAAAAUAUCACUAUCAUGUGAAUUAAAUGUUUAUCUCGUUUGCAUAAUCCUAGAUCCAACAGAUCUUUGCGUGAUAUACGUUGAACUUUUGUCGUUCCCAAUAUUUUCAAUUGUUUAAACAGAAAUAAAAUGACACAUUUUAUGUCGCAAUAUAAACUGUAAUGUCAUAUAUAAAUUAUGACAUUACCAGAAUAGAUUGAAUAAUGCGUCCUUGUUAUAAAGUUAUGCUAAAAUACAGCAUCCGAAUCCGAUAAAGAUUGUGAUAAAAUUAAGUACAGAUUGUUUGACUUCUUAUAUCUUCAAACUAAGAGUGUCAUUCUAUUUGUCCAUGUACAGAUAAGGUAAACUUGCAGCGAUAUUAAACGACUAAUCUUGCAAUGGAAAGGUUUCCCUGACGCGCAGUUACAACUUGUUUCAAUUUCAAUUAACGUCGACUCUUUUACCGUCGCGUCAUUUUGAAAUUAAUUCUCGCAAAAUAUAAAAAAUUUUUUAACAUAAAAUAUAAAAUCGCUAUUCAAGAUUUGAUAAGAAAAUUUUUAGAAUCAUAAGAUUACACAGUUUGAUGUACCUCGAGAAAGGUGUAGGAUUGAAAUUUUUUGACUUAAAUAGAUAUAUGUCAAAGAUAUAUUUCCGAAACUCAUUUGCAAAGCAGUAAAAAUGACGAAAAUGGAAGACAAAAGUCUGAGCGAGGUACUUGCGGUAAAAGAUCGAACAAAAAUAACGAAAUCGAGUGAACCGGCGGAUGUCGGACCGUUAAAAUUGAAGGUAUAUAAAAAGAGAUGGCUAAUACUGAUCGUCUAUAUGGUUUAUGCUGGAGCAAACUCUUCUCAAUGGAUAGAAUACUCGAUUAUAACUAAUAUAGUUAUUAGGUAUUAUGGAGUGUCUUCGUUAAUGGUUGACUGGACUUCGAUGUCAUUCAUGGCGUUUUACUCGGCGUUUAUAUUCCCAGCGUCGUACGUGACAGACAAGUACGGUCUACGAUGGGCCACCAUCAUAGGCGCAGGUUUAAACUGCCUGGGUGCCUGGAUAAAAACUUUUUCCGUUCAACCCGACAGAUUUUACAUCACUUUUAUCGGUCAUUCGGUGGUCGCGCUCGCGCAGACUGUGGUUCUGCCGUUACCAGGACGCUUGGCCGCGCAAUGGUUUCCUUCUACCCAACACUCAAGGGCCACGUCUUUGGGUAUUUUCGGCAAUCAAUUGGGAGUGUCGUUGGGUUUCCUCUUAGUGCCUAUAAUAGUGAAAAAUCAUGACAGCCUUGAUGACAUCGGCAAAGACUUGACGCGCUUAUGUUGGAUCGUUGCAAUCCUCGGCACGAUUGUAUUCGGUCUGGUGCUUUUAUUAUUUCAGGACGAACCGAAACUGCCGCCGAGCGAGACGCGGGCGCUGCAAAAAAUGAAUCAAACGAAGAAAAGGGAAGAGUUCAUGGCGCCGAUUAAAAGGCUCUGCAAAAAUAAAAGCUACAUCAUACUCUGUAAUUCCUAUGGUUUGAACGUCGGCGUGCUGAAUGCCGUGUCUACAUUACUCAAUCAGAUAUUCCUCGCACACUUUGAGAACGGGGAGGAAGAUGCAGGCAGAAUUGGCUUGGCUAUAAUUCUGACCGGUAUGGCCGGUUCCGUUAGCUUCGGUGUCAUCCUUGAUAAGACGCAUAAGUUCAAAGAAACUGCCGUGACUGUGUAUUUCCUUACAUUUUGUGGUCAAAUAUUAUUCGCCGUGUCCAUUUACUUUGGCAUAAAAUGGAUGGUAUAUGCAUCGGCGAUCUUCUUAGGAUUCUUCAUGUCGGGAUAUAUAGCAAUGGGAUAUGACUUGUGCACUGAAUACACAUACCCAGAAUCAGAGAAUAUACCCGCGGGAUUUAUCAAUAUAGCAACCUGCAUGUACGGAAUUAUUCUCACCAUAAUAUUUGGAUUAUUACUGAAUGCGUAUGGCGACAUUCCGGUACACGUCGGCUUAUGCUUGACUUUGCUGUUCGGUUUCAUCUUGACCGUCAUAACAAAAGAUGAGCAAAGACGACAAGAUGCGAAGAAGAAGGCUCAGUAUGAAGGAAUCGGGAAAAUGGAGAAGAACGUCGACGGUGUUCCAGAAACUGAUCAACUGACUCAUAGCGUUAAUUAAUAAACACAAAUAAUAUCAAGUCUUUCGAUACCAAUAAGUUUUCGAACAGACAUGAUUUUUUUCAUAUUCUCUAAUUUUUACCAAUGUUAGUUUUAUUAUAUCUCCUAGGGAGGUCAUGUAUUAUAAUAAUGAAGCUAAAAAAAAAUUAUAUCGCAGAUGAAAAUUACGCGUCGCUUUCUACACGACCGUAGGACCGUAAGUGUAUUAAAAUUAAAUCCUUUUUUUUACGAAAGAAACUCUUGCCAACAAGUAAUAUAGCAUACUUUGAUAUUGCCCCUACCAUAAAAUGGAAUGAGAUUACUCCGACAAGAUUAACUCUACAGUAUAGUAGCAAAAAGGAUUUAACAUUGCAUAGUACUCCUUUAAAAAGGAAGCAAUGAGAAUCAUGUGCAACAUUGAAACUAAAACCUGAUUAUUUUUCUUUUUAGAAAUUAUAAAUGAUUACCAAUUUAUUUCACUGUGAUUAUUUCUACUUAAUUCUAUUUAACAUUUUAGUAUAAUUUCGUAUACGUAUUGAGUGUACAAUUAAUUCAAAAUGACAAACAUCUGUAUAAUAUAAAAUUAUUAAAAUCGGUUUUACAUUUCA
Molecule: messenger RNA, 3257 nt
Organism: Monomorium pharaonis (pharaoh ant)
Lineage: Eukaryota; Metazoa; Arthropoda; Insecta; Hymenoptera; Formicidae
Product: feline leukemia virus subgroup C receptor-related protein 2
Exons: 7
Coding region: 1217-2671 (484 amino acids)
Biological process (GO): heme export; transmembrane transport
Cellular component (GO): membrane
Molecular function (GO): heme transmembrane transporter activity; heme binding
Source: RefSeq, a predicted model, not a curated record